GCGAAGCCUUCGCGUCAACAUUGUUACCAGCACAAUGCCUUUCUCGUUGACACGCAGGGCUGCCUUGCAUGAGGUGAGCCUUGUGGCUCGGCAAAGGGCAUACCCUGAUUGUUCUCGGCAGCCAAUGCUGGCUCUUGCAGGCAGCAGACGAUCCAAAGCGUCACUAUCAGGAGAGGCUGACCGUAAGCCAAAUUUAUCGACUCAAGCGACAUCCGAACCUGAAAGUCCGCGCCAUCCACGAUCCGUGCAAGCCCUACACUUGAAGCCCUUGAAGCGGGAGGCUGAGCACGGUAUCCCCUCUUGCGACUUACAGUUGCGCUCAUACAGCCUACAACCUCUGGAUUUUUUUUGCGACUUCGCUUUACGCGCUGCGUAUUACCUUGGCUUACCAGCCUACGGCCCGGUCCCGCUGCCCCGAAUUACCCAGAGGUGGACUGUUCCCCGAAGUCAUUUCAUUUUCAAAAAGUCGCAAGAGAACUUUGAACGUAUCACAUUAAGACGCUUGAUUCAAAUCAAGGACGGCAAUCCAGAGACGGUUCAGCUAUGGCUUGCAUAUCUGCGGAAGCACCAAUACUACGGUAUUGGAAUGAAGGCGAACAUGUGGGAAUUCAGCGAGUUAGGAGGACAAUCGGUGACGAAGCAGAAUACGAGGCAGUACGAGACUGACAUCAACGCGGCAUGGCCUCACCUCGGGCAGGUCAAGCCUCUUGAAUCGGCGCUGGAAGCAGACAAGGUCCUUAAUCACCGCCUAUCCUCGGAGGCAAGCGGGCCUCGUUAACCAAUGGGUACUGAAGUACCUCAAGAAUUUGGAUCCAGUCCGAAUGCUUGACGUUCAAGACUAGUGGGCACCCAAAUUACGUGUAAGAUUGAUUGUACGACGACAGCUAUAGUACCAGGACUGCCUGCCAAAAUUCCAUUCACAGCAGAUGCUUAAUGUGCCUUAUAAUGCAAGAACGCAAGGAUAUUAAUCGAUCCUGAGGUCUCUGAAGUAUUUUACUCUUUAAUGCGGAUGUGAGAUUGUCUCUGAGCGCGCCUCGGUAGAUGCAUACUGAUUAGCACUCCAUCUUGCGAAUCGCGCGUGCAAGCAGUCUUCAGAGAAU
Messenger RNA from Emericellopsis atlantica, 1100 nucleotides. RefSeq names its product putative tryptophanyl-tRNA synthetase. Gene Ontology annotation, molecular function: structural constituent of ribosome. The coding region runs from base 35 to 778 and encodes 247 amino acids. Gene Ontology annotation, biological process: translation. Gene Ontology annotation, cellular component: mitochondrion; ribosome; small ribosomal subunit. The transcript is spliced from 2 exons. NCBI's taxonomy places the organism in Eukaryota, Fungi, Ascomycota, Sordariomycetes, Hypocreales, Bionectriaceae. The record is from RefSeq and is a predicted model, not a curated record.